This is a messenger RNA of Astyanax mexicanus (Mexican tetra), 4909 nucleotides long. RefSeq lists its product as uncharacterized. Lineage: Eukaryota; Metazoa; Chordata; Actinopteri; Characiformes; Acestrorhamphidae. The transcript has 21 exons. Bases 158 to 4909 code for a protein of 1583 amino acids. The record is from RefSeq and is a predicted model, not a curated record.
UAGGGUAAAGCUGCAGACCCGGAGACUGCAGUUUUAGGACCGCUGCAGAUUCAGGACCGCUGCAGUUCUAGGACCCUACUCUGCCGCCUAGCGACAUGAGUGAUUAUUACACAGUAGGCGGGACCAGCGAGAGAGGGAGUGAGUGGGGUGCAGGUGUAUGCUAAAGGCUUUUCUCCUCAUAGCUGUUGUCGUCGUCGAAUUGUGUGGCACAGUUUGGUGCACGAUGGAGUACAGUCGGAAUAUGCAUAUAACAAUUCAAGAGGGUCGAGCUAUGCCUAAACUGGAAAGAUGCACCACAUGCUGCAAAAAGUUCCACUGCCCAUUUUGCUCUUCAUCUUUGUUCAACCCAACAAAGUUAAGCAAAGUCAAAACCCAUUUAGAAAGCCAUUUCAGCCGAGCUGUUUUCCAAAAAGAGUACACCAUUCACAGAUGUGGAUUAAAGUGCAGACCACAAUUGCAUUACCAUUGUAUCCACUGCCAGUCAACGCUGUCACGUAAAGCAGACUUCAUUAAACAUGUGUCCUUGUGCAAGGAGAAGGACUCUUCUGUACCCCACAUCCCAGCUAAAACUAACCCCACCACCCCUGCUCCAAAAACCACCACCACCCCUGCUCCAAAUACGACCACCACCCCUGCUCCAACAACCACCACCACCCCUGCUCCAAAUACGACCACCACCCCUGCUCCAACAACCACCACCACCCCUGCUCCAAUAACCACCACCAUUCCUGCUCGAAUAACCACCACCACCCCUGCUCCAAUAACCACCACCACCCCUGCUCCAGCAACCAUCACCACCCCUGCUCCAAUAACCACCCCCACCCCUGCUCCAGCAACCAUCACCACCCCUGCUCCAAUAACCACCCCCACCCCUGCUCCAGCAACCAUCACCACCCCUGCUCCAAUAACCACCCCCACCCCUGCUCCAAUAACCACCACCACCCCUGCUCCAACAACCACCACCACCCCUGCUCCAAAUACGACCACCACCCCUGCUCCAACAACCACCACCACCCCUGCUCCAAUAACCACCACCAUUCCUGCUCGAAUAACCACCACCACCCCUGCUCCAAUAACCACCACCACCCCUGCUCCAGCAACCAUCACCACCCCUGCUCCAAUAACCACCCCCACCCCUGCUCCAAUAACCACCACCACCCCUGCUCCAACAACUUCCACCAGCUCAAUUUCAGCAACCUCCACCACUGUCAAUGUGACAACCAUGCCAAAAACACAGGUGAAAAGCAUCUGUGCAAAGCACAAAUGUCCCAAAUGCCAGGUUGUCAUGAACAAAAAAAAUUUAAAAAGGCACCUUGAAAGGAAACAUACACACCAAUAUAAGGACAUAACAGCAAGUUCAAAUCUCCAGAGUGAAUGCAUAGAUCCAGAGAAUGGAAUUUAUACGGUCUACAAAGCUUUUCAUGGUACAAGUGUUCCUCUGCAUGUUCAAAAUAAAGUAUGGGGGGAAAAUCAACAUGUAUCCUGUGAAUCCACUGAGUGUCAAGUGAACAUGGAGUUGGCAUGGAGGAGUGGGAUUAAGGCAUAUCAGUGCAUACACCUCAAAUCAAUAACAUACUGUGCAUUGUAUGCCUCCUCCCCUGUACUUAAUGAAGAAACACUUACUGAGAUGGUGAAUAGCAAGUGGUUUGGUGAUGAUAAAAAGAAGCUCUGCCUUGAUCGCCAAAACAAGGCCAAAAACAGCCAUGUACCUCUGUCUGUGUGCUCUAGAAUUGGAACCCCUCAGACCAAAAAAUACAUAUCGAUUUAUGAGCCCACAGUUUCAUACUACAGUCGAUUGGGAAGAGUCAUGGUGACGUACGACACCAAAAAAAAUUCAUGGCACUGUCCUUGUGCCAGGACAAAAAGAUCAUGCCCACAUAAAUACGUAGCCAAAUGGCACUUGUUCCAAACACACCGUGAACUGUUCAGGAAAGUUCGGAGCACUGAGGAGGGGAAACACCUGAGUACAGCAACAGAGGACAAAGACAGUAAUGAUGAGGCUGAGCUGGGUAGCCAGUUAUACCCACCAAAAGAUAUACAAAAAUUGAAGGACAUCACCAUGUAUAUUUACAAGUACAAAAAGUUACCUGCUGUUCUGCCAGAACAUUUGCGGCUUCCAUCAAUGGAAAAAGAAUACCCAAGACACCUCAUACCAGAGGAGUUGAUGUGCCAGCACUGCCCAGGCAAUGUGCCAUUGAGUGAUCCAGUUCUCAUUACACAGAAGGCCAAAAUCCUCACAAACUUGUGUAUUGUUCAAGGUAGUGUGAUUGGCUUUGCAGAUGUGUCUACCUACUGUAAGUCUUGCCAUCAGUGUGGAGCCCAGUAUCGGUACCAGGAAUGGAAAGAUGGCCUACAUAAUUUUAAUGAUCACGUUCUCCUUUCCCUUCCAUUAUGCCUAACCAUAAGGAACAUGCUACAGGUUCAUACUGCAGUGAGCAGGGUCAUAGAGUAUUUAGAACUCACUACAGGUCAAAGAUUUCCCUCAGCUGAUACAGUUCUCCAAGGCUAUCUUCAUUUUGAGGCACUUACAGAACAUGAUUAUCAGUACUCUUGUAUGACCUGUGGUGAUCACCCACCUGUUGUCAUUAUGGACCUGCAUAAGAAGGGAGCUUUCCAUUUGUCAGUUAGUGACCUGCCACAACCUCCAGUGGACUUCAAUGGAGAAGUUGAUGUGGAACAUUUUUGGGAGGCACUUUCAAUGGAAAAAAUUGGUCGAGGAUUUGUAUCAAGUCAACAUAACAAUCCAUUUGCAGUUCCACCAAGUUUCAACUUCUGGGCACCAUGGAUAGGGAAAAAGACUCGCAGAUCAAACCUUGUCCUUAACACAGAAUUUGAAAAAGUCCGUCCACAAAAACUGGCAGAGGUGUGUGAAAUAACAGUCUCUGAAGACCGGCUGAGAGAAGAACUGUACAAGCAGAAGGUUCAACUUGUUAGAAAAUUAUGUAGGGAGUGUGGAUUGGAUUCCUCUGGAUCGCGGACUGACCUCCUCCUCAGACUGUCCAAAGAAAUGCAGUCAAGGCAGACAUAUGACAAGGUUUUUCAAAAGAUUUGGGCUGCCUCAGGUGGUUGGGCUGUGGUUAUGUGCCCAUGUGGCAUUGUUUACAGUAUUAAAUGUAACAUCCUAGCAGAAAGCCCACGUGACUUUGCAGACAUCUUGUUGUCUUGGAAACACAUGCCAAAUAUUGUUAUAUAUGACUUUGCACGUGGAUUGGCAACACACCUUAAUCUCAGAGAGCCAGAAAGAUUACCCUUCACACCACAUGAAGGACGGUUAAGGGCCCCAACUGCAGACAACAUAGCCCAAGCCAAGGAUGGAAAACUUAAGGUGUCACUACCUUGGCUGAACUGCAAGAAACAGAUUCCAGACCGUGAUGGUCAUCCAAUAACUGGUUCAGCAGAGCAUUAUGCGCUCUAUGAUAAAUGUCAUGAAGAUAACACAAAAGAUGCCCGUGAUUCCUUGCGGAGAAUUAGUCUGGUCCCACAACUUGCCGGAAAAGUCAACAGUCAAGUCGCUGAACAGUUGUUUGCAAGAUUGAGUAAAAACAAUUACUUCCUUAAUAUGGCAUUACCAUCAACUCAUCUUUUUCUCACGAGAAACAUCAUACAGCAUUAUAAUAAUCAUAAAAACAAACAACGAAUGGACAACAUCAAAAAGGUUUUUGAAGCUGAGGUAGCAAUGAACAGCUACAGCCAGGCAGUGUUAGGAAAUAUGGUAUCCUCACAGGUGUUCACAACUGAUCCAAUGGACACUGGUGUACCAAGUGUUUCAGCGGAAGUAGUGCCCCCAAAACCACCUCUCGCCAUGCCCCCAACAGUGACUCCGGCCCUCACAGUGCCCCUGACAGGAACCAUGGCCCCCCCUGUGCACCUAACAAUGAUGCCAUCUACAAUGUCACCAAGUGUUGUACACCCUGCCGUGCCUCUUUCUGCUAUGCCAGCCCUCACCUUGCCACCAACAGCAAAACUGGCCCCUGCUAUGCCUUCACCAGCAAUGGUGGCCCUUGGCUAUUUAGAGGCAAUAAAGCCCUGGGAAAAAGACUGGAAUUCAAUCCAGAGCCAACUGCUCAAUUAUGUGCUGGACACAGGACGACCAGGAGCAGAAAUAAUUGUGAAAGAAGGGUCCAUGUGUCUCACACGAGAAGAAUUCUGGAGUUUAGGUUUACUUAGAGACAUGGAUUCUAAUAUUGGGAAUGCCUGCAUGAAACUGAUCAGUGAAGCAGCUUCUCUGGUGGGCAAAGACGUUUAUAUCGAAGAUAUGUACGUUGUUCCUACAUGGAAACACAAUCCAACCAACAUAGUUGCCAAUUUUCCAGAGGAUGUCGACAUGAAAGACGUUUUAGUCUUUCCGGCUUGGACCAAAGCAAAUGGACCAGAGCACUAUGUUCUAUGUAUCAUGAAGCCACUCCUGAGAGAGCUGAUCUUUUUAGACUCCCAGUACCCAAUGCAUGAGUCUGGUUUUGGUGACGAUGAGUAUAGAGCCAUAUUUAGGAAUAUUGCUCAGCAAAUUGAUCCUGGGAGCUGGAUUGAGAAGACUGGCCAUGAUAUUGUGGGCUUACCACAUCAAAGCUGUGGAAAUGACUGUGGAAUUUUCAUGCUAAUGUAUACCCUUUCCAUCAUAACAAGCAUGGGUUUUGAAUUCCAGGAGGUGGACAUGCCUUUGAUCCGAAAGUGGUGGUGUCUUCUACUCAUGGAGCGCUUCAACAUAGAAGGCCAUGGCCAAAGGUUUGCCUUCUGGACUGAUGAGGCCAGAAAAUUGCUAAAGGGAAUCAUUCUACCAGUGUAUAGAGUUGCAAAAAAGAGGGCUAUCACUGAGGAGGUUCCAGUCCACGUGCAGGCUGUCGCUGACCGUGACGAAGAAGAAAAAAAGAAUAUCAAAAACAAGUAUAUGGGUUUGUGUCUUUCUUUGUAA